UACUGUUGGCCAUUCAGAAAGCUAGUCUAGGAAACGUGUUCUGCCACCUCCAUCCUGUUGGCAAAUUCCUCGAAGAAAUAGGCUGUUUUUCAAAACCUCCUUUUCAACACAACGUCAUCGCUGACCGUUGCCUCGGAACCAGCAUCAGCCUUCCCGGCCUUGGUUUUAGGAAGAAGCUUUCAUCUAAAAGCCUAAGGUAUAAAAAAAGACAGAUCCCAUUCAACCUCGCACCAACGCAGACUUGCCUUGUCGAAAGUUCUUUUCCAUAUUCCAAAAUGGAGCAAUCUCUCCAAGACUAUGGCCCUGCUGCUCCUCAUGGCCCGAACGUGGACGGACACCAUGUCGUCACAGAGGACAUCCGUGCCGACAUGAGUCCAAAUGAGGCCAGUGUCUUCCACAGCAUCCUUCACCCCGAUGACAUCUAUGAUGAAGACGGAACCUAUUGGGCAGACUUACCAAUAGGGAAACGCAUCAAAUUCGUUAGCAAGGUUGACGCUCAAGUGGCAAGCACUGAGACAAAAUCGAUAUUAUCCAUGUUCAAGCAUGAUCCUCUCAGCCCCGUCGGCUUUUAUCUCAAGAAUAUGGUUGUCCCAGGAGCCGGCCUCUUGCUUGAAGGGUACGUUUUGUUCUCAAUUGGCAACGUUAGACCACUGCUUCAAUCUGCUUUCCCAAGUUGCUGGAAGACCUUUGACACUUGCAAUGAGACUUGGACGCAAGCUAUUGACUAUCUCGAGAUCUGCGGUAUUAUCGUCGGUCAAAUCCUCGUCGGUAUUCUUGGGGAUUGGAUGGGACGACGAUGGGGUCUAAUACAAGAUGCUGUCAUCAUGUUCAUUGGCCUGCUUAUGCUCACUGCUGCGUGGGGGGUCACCCAGAACGGCUGGGUAAUCUGCUAUGUCUGGUCGCUUUUCUUCUAUGGCAUCGGCGUAGGCGGCGAGUACCCUAUGACUGCAACCUCAGGCAUGGAAAACGCUGUCGGCUCUGGCAAGAUUUCUACCAAAGAAGAUCGUCUCCACCGUGGCAGAAAAGUUACAAGCGCAUUCUUGAUGCAGGGCUGGGGCCAAUUCACCAACCAGGUUAUUCUGAUCCUUCUACUCCUCAUAUUCCACCACGGGUCUGGAAACCCGCCCUACUCGAAGGUUGCCGCCCAAUGGACAUACCGCAUUAGCUUUGCCAUUCCAGCAGUCGGAACUCUCUGGCUCGUCUACUUCCGUUAUUACAAGAUGCACUCGGCUAGCAAGCAGCUGAUGAUCUCCAAGAAGAAGUCUAAGGUCACAGGCUACGACACUAAAUCACUCAAGCUUACAGUUACACACUUUGGCCCGCGAUUGCUCGCAACCGCAGGUGCAUGGUUUGCCAAUGAUGUCUUCUUCUAUGGCAACAAGCUUUUCCAAAACCAGUUUAUCGCAGUCCUUACCCCAAACAAUAAGUCAGUUAUGGUCGGAUGGCUCUACAAUCUCGUUAAUGUCGGAGUCAGUCUGGUCGGAUAUUAUCUCGCGUCAUUCUUGAUCGACAACAAACUCUAUGGGAGAAAGUGGAUGAUGAUCGUGGGAUUUAUGGCCGACUUCAUUCUCUUUGUCGUGCCGGCCUUUUCAUACGAUUUUUUUACACGGCCCGAGCACAUCCAUGCUUUCCAGGCCAUGUACUUCCUCUCGUCCUUUUUCAAUCAGUUUGGGCCAAACAGCGUCACGUUCCUAGUAGCCGCUGAGGUAUUCCCGACGCCAAUCCGAGCCACCGCUCACGGGUUCUCAGCGGCUGUUGGCAAGCUUGGUGCACUGCUUGCUGCGGUACUGUACAACUACAUCAACACCCAGCAGAAGUUUUACGUUGUUCCCUGGUUUGGUCUCGCCGGCGCUCUUCUGACCUGGCUGUUUCUGCCUGACACCACGGGGCUCGAUUUGAAAGAGCAGGAGAGAAGGUGGUCCUACAUCCGUGCUGGGCGCGAACAAGAUUACCACGGCAUUGCUAUCCAUCCCAAGCACUUAUCGCUAUGGGAGCGCAUCCGGGGUGUUGGGAAGAAUUAUGAUGCGAAACUAGACUACCAAUCCAGGAUCGAGGAAAUGCGGAAGGAGUGGGUGGAGACCCAGGAAAGAGAAGUCGCGGAGAAGACGGAAGCUUUGGACGACGACGACAGCGAGGGCUACACAGGACACGUGCACAACUACUUCUCACGAACGUCGAAACUUCCGCCCGCAACGCUCAUGUUGAACGAAAAGACAAUGCCAGAUGGCGACAGCAGCAGCAACGAAAAGGAUUCAUAAAAGAAGUGAGGGGUAGGGGUUGCUAGAGCAGCACUGCGGGAGCGUGCUUGGUGGUUCAUGAGCGAGGUGCAUGCGCAAGUUUCACGUCACCCGAUG
Molecule: messenger RNA, 2354 nt
Organism: Lindgomyces ingoldianus
Lineage: Eukaryota; Fungi; Ascomycota; Dothideomycetes; Pleosporales; Lindgomycetaceae
Product: MFS transporter
Exons: 4
Coding region: 276-2258 (660 amino acids)
Biological process (GO): transmembrane transport
Cellular component (GO): membrane
Molecular function (GO): transmembrane transporter activity
Source: RefSeq, a predicted model, not a curated record